AAAGAACGACGUUGCGGGGACAUUUAAGCGCGCGUUCUUUCAGUUUUAUAUCGCAGAGUUUGAUUGCGUGACAGCGUUGAAGUAUAUAUAGAUUCACAAGUCUCAGCUGAAUUACAAGCUAUACGCACACACUUAUGCUGAGAGAUGAAUAUCACUGCUUCCCUUGGUACUUCAGCUCCCCACCUCCCACCCCUUCAUUCCAGCCCUCCUCUCAGGCCUAAUGGAACUGAGUCUUUCGCCAUUGAAAUCCAAAAUGUAAAGUUUUCUGUCAAAACUAAACAGAAGAAAUUAGUACAUAUUCUCGAGGAUUGUUCGAUUCAGAUUCCUUCUGGUCAAUUUUGGAUGCUUCUUGGACCAAAUGGUUGUGGAAAGUCUACUCUUUUGAAGAUAUUGGCUGGUCUCUUGUCUCCAACUGAUGGAUUUAUGUAUGUGAAGAAACCAAAGAGUUUUGUAUUCCAAAACCCAGAUCAUCAGGUAGUGAUGCCUACAGUAGAAGCGGAUGUCGCAUUUGGCCUGGGUAAAUAUAGAUUUACCCCUGAGCAGAUUAGGUGUAGGGUUGCAAAAGCUUUGGAUGCAGUUGGCAUGUAUGAAUAUCUGAGAAGACCGGUUCAAACUCUUAGUGGUGGUCAGAAACAAAGAGUUGCAAUUGCUGGUGCCCUGGCAGAGGAGUGCAAAGUUUUGUUACUAGAUGAGCUCACAACAUUCUUGGAUGAAACUGAUCAGAUUGGAGUAAUUAAAGCAGUGAAGAAGUCUCUAGCCAGUUCUGACGAUGUUACAGCGUUAUGGGUAACACAUCGCUUGGAAGAACUUGAAUAUGCAGAUGGUGCUGUUUAUAUGGAAGAUGGAAGAGUAAUCAUGCACGGAGAUGCUUCAACCAUAAUGGAGUUUAUUGAAGAUAGGAAAAAUUCCUAUAUCCGCAAAAUUAACGCCUGAUAGAAUAUAAUGCCAUUUGACAGCCAAAUAUCAUUGUUCAUGGUAGAAAAAUAAGAUAGUUUAUCAAGUAAUUAAAGUUGCGACUAUCUUUUCAGCUGCAGUAGAACAUGUUUAUGUUGUAGUGAGCAGUGAGCUUGGGGUAAUGUAAUGUACUGUACUAUUUGGAAUGUAUAUUUUUUUUCGAUAGAACCUGACAAGUGAAAUCCAAGAUAUUCCUCCAUACGAAGGGAAGAAGUUUCAUUCA
Molecule: messenger RNA, 1177 nt
Organism: Daucus carota subsp. sativus
Lineage: Eukaryota; Viridiplantae; Streptophyta; Magnoliopsida; Apiales; Apiaceae
Product: ABC transporter I family member 10
Exons: 6
Coding region: 145-933 (262 amino acids)
Biological process (GO): transmembrane transport
Cellular component (GO): membrane; chloroplast envelope
Molecular function (GO): ATP hydrolysis activity; ATP binding
Source: RefSeq, a predicted model, not a curated record